Messenger RNA from Gadus chalcogrammus (walleye pollock), 1122 nucleotides. Its product is annotated as chymotrypsin A. Bases 58 to 849 code for a protein of 263 amino acids. Gene Ontology annotation, biological process: proteolysis. The record is from RefSeq and is a predicted model, not a curated record. Lineage: Eukaryota; Metazoa; Chordata; Actinopteri; Gadiformes; Gadidae. Gene Ontology annotation, molecular function: serine-type endopeptidase activity. The transcript has 7 exons.
UCUUGUUCUCGGGGUAUAAAAGAGGGGCAGAGACCUUCCACACAACAAACGGAAAACAUGAACUCCCUGUUGAUUCUGUCCUGCCUGGCCUUUUUCGGCGCAGCCUAUGGCUGUGGCAAUCCAGCCAUCUCCCCAGUAAUCACUGGUUACUCCCGUAUUGUCAACGGAGAGGAGGCUGUUCCCCACUCCUGGUCGUGGCAGGUGUCCCUGCAGGACCAAACUGGCUUCCACUUCUGCGGAGGCUCCCUGAUCAAUGAGAACUGGGUUGUGACUGCUGCCCACUGCAAUGUCAAGAACUACCACCGUGUGGUGCUGGGAGAGCACGACCGCUCCUCCAACUCUGAGGGCGUCCAGGUCAUGACUGUCGGACAGGUGUUCAAGCACCCCCGUUACAACGGCUUCACCAUCAACAACGACAUCCUGCUUGUCAAGCUGGCCACCCCCGCCACCCUGAACAUGCGCGUGUCCCCCGUGUGCCUGGCUGAGACUGAUGACGUCUUUGAGGGUGGCAUGAAGUGUGUGACCUCUGGCUGGGGCCUGACCCGCUACAAUGCUGCCGACACCCCGGCCCUGCUGCAGCAGGCUGCUCUGCCCCUCCUGACCAAUGAGCAGUGCAAGAAGUUCUGGGGCAACAAGAUCUCCGACCUGAUGAUCUGCGCUGGAGCUGCUGGGGCCUCCUCAUGCAUGGGUGACUCCGGUGGCCCCCUGGUGUGCCAGAAGGCUGGCUCUUGGACCCUGGUUGGCAUCGUGUCCUGGGGCAGUGGAACCUGUACCCCCACCAUGCCCGGUGUGUACGCCCGGGUCACCGAGCUCCGCGCAUGGGUGGACCAGACCAUCGCUGCCAACUAAAUAUCCCUCCACCGUCAUCCACAGCCUGUGUAUGGUCAAUAAAAUAAGAGUAUUAGGUAUUACAGAUCAUAGUGCUGCAAUGGGCAAGCCUCUCUUGCUAUCAGCCACUUUUGGCAUAUCUUAAUGCAUUAAAGAUUAAUGCAUUUUCCUCUUCACAAUUGCAAUUUCAUUUGAUUAUUUUCCUAAAAAUGCAUCCAUGUCUUGUAUGUUUCCAUAUCAUUAAACACAUUAAAACAAUAAAACUACGCACCGGUGCAAACUGUGCAUGCAACU